ACCAAUGACCAUGGCAACCAAUUCCAAGAUAGUACUGGAGAGUAUCUUCAGAUUAGAUCCUGGAGCUGAUCUAACUCAGAAGCAACGAUCCGAGCUGUUUACAGCGAUGAAACCAAGAUGUCUGGUAGAAGCAUUCCGAGAUACUGAUUUCAUUAGGCUCGGAGACCAAUAUGCGGGCUUGAAAAUGGACUCACUGAAGGAAACCUUUCUCCUGCUCAAAGACAACAUCAAACUCUUAGAACAGGUAGCAGAAGUUAUCUUCGAGCACCUGAAGGACAUGCGGUCAGAAUUAUGCAAGGAUGAAAUCGAAUCCGAUCUUCUCCGAGUAGUUCCGAUCCUACUCGAGUGUCCAGCCUUCGACAGACCGGAUAAAGAGUGGGGUGAUCGAAUCAUCAGAGAAAUGGCAGAAACAUUGAUCUUGAUGCAUGAAGCAGCAAAGAGGAACUACGAAGUGCUUGUUCGUUGGUGUGAUAAGGACUCGGACCUUUUAGCCAGAGUGAUUAAGGUCUACCUACAGGCAUUCAGGAAUCUGCUGAAGUGUUGUUGGGACAAUACUGUGCCGAUACCACGUGAUAACCUUUACUUAGCGAUGCUGGAAAUCUUGAGACAGGUUCGUAUGUUUGUGAAACGGAAAAUGAUUUCAUUUUCAAUUUAAAACAGUUAUUGGUCGUUCUGUCUGUCUGACUUCGUGUUUGUUUUCAUGUGACGUAUUAUCACAAUAUGAAUAUUCAUAGCUGUGAAAUACAUAGUGAUGUAGACCUCUAUCAACAGAACGUAACAUAGUCUGAUGCAUACUGUUGGGGAUAGGUUGAGCAUUUUACCUUUCAACUCUUCCUGUCAGCAACCUUUACUUUUACCUCUCUUGAUGUU
Messenger RNA from Strongylocentrotus purpuratus (purple sea urchin), 870 nucleotides. RefSeq lists its product as uncharacterized. Bases 5 to 655 code for a protein of 216 amino acids. NCBI's taxonomy places the organism in Eukaryota, Metazoa, Echinodermata, Echinoidea, Camarodonta, Strongylocentrotidae. The record is from RefSeq and is a predicted model, not a curated record. The transcript has 4 exons.